This is a messenger RNA of Durusdinium trenchii, 4491 nucleotides long. The record is from the annotation of a GenBank genome assembly. NCBI's taxonomy places the organism in Eukaryota, Dinophyceae, Suessiales, Symbiodiniaceae.
AUGCUCUUUCCAGCCAUUUUGGGUGCAUUUAUGCGCCUCCGGCGGGUGUACAUUUUAGGUUUGCUUUUUGGCGCUUGCGGAACGCAUCGCCGCCUUAGUGGAAGCUCAGAUUGGUACAAGAACAUGUGCGGAGGCUCCAGCUCAGUGACAAACUUUACCACCGCAGAUGCGAUGACCGAGGCGGGAUGGGUCUUCAGUUCCGACGAAAGCACUCUCUUCUCGCCUGACUCUGAGCAGUACAGUGGUGCGUAUCGUGGCUACUCUGACUCUGGAGUGGGCACCGUCUCUUUGCAGCUGCAGGGCCAUGGUGUUGUCGCGGUGACGUUCGGAAGCGAUUCCUCUGGGAACGUUACCGUGAAGAUGAACGAUAUUGUGCACAGCACAGCCCUUCCCAACACUGCCUCGCAGACAGUCGAGAUUGGCUUCAGCACAGGUAAGACCCUUGGAGCCUCAGUUUGCAAGGCUGUGACUUGCAGCGAUGAUAUUUGCACCGUCAGGGCUUCAAGGGACCUCUAUGCGAGUCCGACUGGAGAAACAAGCUAUUUGCCAAGUUCCCUGUGCUACUAUGGUGGGUACCGCAUCAGUGUGGGAGAUCCUCGCUCUGGCGUAGGUUUCAAGUCUGGGGCCAAGGUGACAUUGUACACCACAAGCAGCGAUAAUGACUACGUUGCAUAUUGGCGGACGUCAGACUACGAUGGCACUUGGAGCACAGGAGAUAUCCAAACUGUGUCAUCCAACUGGGUUCAGCAGGACUCUUACUGGAAAUGGGAAAUUCCCAUCAAGGCCUCCACAACGAAGUUGGAGAUCCAUUUGCGUGAGGCUGACUUGGACUUUAAUGGAACGCCCUCCAGUAAUGAGAGCAGAUGCUUCCAUUUUAGGCUUCAUCAAGAUCUUCGAGACGAGGGCGAGAGGACGAACUUGCUUGGGUUGGAGUAUGAUGCGAUGAUGGGCACUACCAUUGAGCAAGUAAGUCCUGAAGAAGGCGCCGGUCGAACCUAUCGCUGUGAGGUCACGUGUGAAGACACCCGCGAAAAGGCCAAGGUACACCGGCGCAAGCGUGCAUGGAACCGUAACCAUAUCGUACACGACCUUGCCCCCCACUACGACCACAACAGUUACUUCUACUACAUCCAGCUCCUUAACGUUGACUUCCUCAACAUCGUUGUCCGCCACCUCCACGACUUCAAUAUCUACAACGUCGACCACGGCUAUAUCUACUGGAGUGAAAGCGAAGAUCGCCUUUCCACAGAAUUGUACCAAGAAGAUCCGACUUUGUUCUGGACCAUCAUUUUCGUCCAGAGUGGAAUUGUCAGAUUGAAGAAUGUGGGCACUGGUAGCUUCCUGGCUGUGUCUGAGUCCAUCCUGACACUAGAGAACACCAGCAGCUCCGAGGGCCUGUGGACAUAUACAGUGGAUGCGUAUGGUCUGGUGCAGCUGCAAAAUGUCGCAUCCGCCAAGUAUUUGUGCACUCAGGAGGAUCCCGACGUGCGUGAUCUUUGUCCUCUUGAUGUGAAUUGGACAGUGUCCUUCAUCACCAAUGCAAUUCCUCUUGACGUCUUCACCUCGGACAUCAACUUCAGUUACAUCUACUGCAACGUCAUUGACCAGUACAUCGGCAACCUCGUCGACAUCAACUACUUUCUCCGUGACAGCCACAGGCACAAGCACCACCUCUGUGAGCUCAACAUCGACAACAAGCUUCACGGCCACGACAACGGUCGUGACAACCACUACUGCCUCAAGUACAGUGACAUCAACAACCACAUCAACGCUCACUGGGCAGUUCGCCCGAACUCGCUUCGAGAUAGCUUUGAAGAACGGGCGAUUCUACAUCAGUUUUACCUCGGUGGAGCAGAGCAGCGUGGAGUGAUAACAGCUUGGACAGGUUCAAUUGCUGAUGUGAAUAUCUACCUUGAGGACCACCUUUGCAUUGGCUUGAAGCACAGAGAGAUUGCACAAAGCUUCCCCAAAGUGGCCGAUGCGACAUGUGUGCAGGAACUGAUUGCCGGACUGAACGACACUCGUGGCAUACAAAGGGUGCCUUGGCACUCAAUCCGGGGCAUCAGCAUGAUGCGACUUCGUGCUUUGGAUGAGACUGGCGACGAUCAGAUGUGGCGAGCAGCCACAGACUCUGAUGAAUAUAUGAUCAUCGACUUGGGCUCGAACAAUUUCUUCGUGUGUGGCGUGGUGUCGCAGGGCAGUGGUUCUGCAAGUCUCUGGGUGGAGACUUUCCAGGUGGAUAUCAGUGAGGAUGGCAGCACCUAUGCGGAACUGGCAGGAACAUUCACAACGGCCGGAGAUCAGGACACGCAAAAGUUGUCCAGGUUCCCUUUGCCUUUGAGAGCUCGCUAUGUGAAGAUUCGUCCAGUUACAGCGAAUGUGGCAGUGGCAAUGCGUGCGGGGCUGGUGACCUGUGGGCCCAUGCGAGCAGGACAAUCUACGAACUAUGCCUUGACGGCAGGUAUCGAAUGCGAUCCGGAGAUAUCCGACUGUGGCAGUGCCAUCAUUGACGGUGUCAAGUGCACGGAUUCAGCAUCUUACUCUGGGGCUUUCGUAAGUUCUUCCACUGAGCUUUGCGAGUCUCAGUACUGGGUCCAGCUGGACCUAGGAUCGACGCUGGCUGAUACGCCCACAAAGCUGGUCAACAAGGUUGUGGUUUUCGGAUGCGAGGGCAUGAUGUACUGCGGCCGCAAAGUCGAAGUUUCUGUUGAUGGCUCCGAAUGGUCAACAGUACUCUUGCGGAGUACGUUCUUUGAUGACACUACUGACGAUGAUCCGCCAACCGCGGAGUAUGACGAAGCGGAGGACGGCCAUGGUACAGUAUUCCGCUUUGAUCUACGUGCAGUUAGGUACAUCAAAGUCUGGUCCAGCAUCAGCUUCAAUGAUGCCAACGUGCAUUUCUCUGAAAUCGAAGUGUAUGAGGAGGCAUCGCAAGUAAGCUACCAGUUUGAUGCAGAGCUGGACAACACAAAAGUCACAAUGGGCACUCUGGACAACCUUGGAAUGCUUGGUAGGGAUUAUUCCUUCUGGUCGUUUUGGGAUACAAGCAGCCUAGUGACAAACAACAAGUACCCCUUGUUGGGUGAGCAGAGUGGGCUGAACUUGUAUGUGACCAAAACCGGAACCGACACAGUGGAGUUGGAACAUGGCCUUGAUGGAUCAAGUUGCCAAUCUACAAUCAGUAUUCAGACUGACGGCACUUGGAAUCACGUCGCGGUUGUCUAUUCAGCUUCUGCACAAACCUCCGAAUUCUACGUCAACGGGCAGCUUGAAGACUCCACUUGUUCUGCAUUCAGUCCAUCAGAUGGCACUGUCGAGUACGGUGGUGGUGGCGGCCAAGGACAAUGGGCGGGCAGCUUGCAGCAAGCCAGGCUUUACACUGAGGCCAUUGGAACAGAGCACCUGCUAAACUACACCAACUGGUGCUUGAGCUACAGCUGUAGCGCAGGCUAUCGGGACAGCAAUGAGUGGGAGGAUGCAGGCUCCAACUGUACGGAUCAGUUCGACGACGCUCUCCCAGUGAAUCGAACUGGCACUGUGGAUCGCACAACAGUGGGCAGCUACACCCUGACCUAUGAUUGCAUGCAAAAUUCGGAAGAUGUCAUUCUGGCUACACUGACCAGAACAGUUGAGGUGGUGGAAAGCAUGUACAUCAACCCUGACCUGUAUUGGAUUGUUCAACGUGAAGCCGGAGUUUGGAGUGAUGCUGUGUCUCAGUGUUACGAUACUGCAGAUACCUUCAACGCAGAGAUCGCUGACAUGCAUCAGUACUUCAACUGGUCUGCUGACACACGGCUUUUUCUUGGAACGUCUGGUGGCAGCACCGAGGUGAACUACACUGUGAGCUACCAUUGCUCUUUGACAGACGAGGUCAUUAACAAAACUCUCAUGGUGCGGGAUGCGAUACGUUUGUACGGGCCAGAUCCACAUGUAGUGCGAGCUGGUCGGCUCCGAUGGAAUCAGGGGCAAUGCGAAAUCUGUGACACUUCAACGACUGACCUGGAUGAAUCUGCAUGCAGCUACUCACAUGACAAUUCAACGACUGCAGACAAGUGCGGCUUGAGUUCCACAGGUUGGAAGGCGAGCGCGAGCGAUGGGGCUGGGGCCUAUGUGGAGCUUGACUUGGGCUCUGAUUUGCAGGUGACAGGAGUUAUCACAAAAGGCCAUUCCAUCGAGGAAGCCUGGAUCAAGACCUUCACGGUCUCGUACAAGACAAAUACUAGCUCAGAUUGGGUGGAGCUUUCGACUACCUUUCCAGGGAAUGAGGACCAGAGCUCUGAGGUGGAGAACAUGCUGGACGCAGUUGUGGAAGCGAGGUACUGGCGAAUCACGGCACAGACCUUUGAGAAUGUGGUUGCUGCGCGAGUCGCCAUGAUGGUGUGCCAGUCGACUAGUAGCUUUGCCGCAAAACAGGGGGCGUGGCUCAAGCAAGCACAGAAUCUUUCUUUUGGCUCGCUGGUGCUCGUCAGGAUGGAAACAGGCAUGCCCUAA